Synchiropus splendidus (mandarinfish) is the source of this 2758-nucleotide messenger RNA. Its product is annotated as amine sulfotransferase-like. Gene Ontology annotation, molecular function: sulfotransferase activity. Gene Ontology annotation, biological process: sulfation. The record is from RefSeq and is a predicted model, not a curated record. Lineage: Eukaryota; Metazoa; Chordata; Actinopteri; Syngnathiformes; Callionymidae. Gene Ontology annotation, cellular component: cytoplasm. The coding region runs from base 914 to 1765 and encodes 283 amino acids. The transcript has 6 exons.
GUGCGCCAUUCCGGGCUUCACUUCCGUGUUUCCAGAAAACAAGAUGAGUUUAAUACUCACGACGUGUUGUAGAGAGACACACGAGACAGAGAUCGAAGAAGAGGACGGCAGCAAGGAAGGUCUUCAUGAUUGCAGCCUGCUUUAAGCCGUUGAUACGGACAAGAAAGACGACGACGAGACCACAGACGUGUCCGUUCGAGAACACGUCAAACUGAAACCGAAAGUAAACUCAUCACGUAGUUUUAUCUUGGCGUGGGCGCGUGCAAUCUAUUUUGAUUUCCUGUUAAUUUUGCUUCACAAACGUCUUCUAAGAUUAAAAUUCACUGAACGUUAACAUUGAAACAAAAAAAUAUAUAAAUAUAAGUAUAUGUAAACAUAUAUAUACCGUGGACAGGUGACCAACAACUGUCUGAGCAAAACUCAUCAAUUGUCAUUUGCGAGUGUUUGGGCUGUGGGAAGAAACCCACUGCGAGGAAAACCCACCUCAGGACAUUGAAAUACUAUUGGGUAAACAAAUGAGUUCAGAAGAGCCAAGUACGCUAGAAGGUCCAAGUGACUGUGAAAAAUGGCCUAUUAGAAGAAGAAGAUGGGAAGGAAUACAAUCCAUAGCAUGAUGUCUCAUCUUCAGAAGAAGAAAGUCCUGAAGCUGAGAGACCCGUGGAGGCCUGAUCCGUGGUGGAUCUGACCGAAAGACUGAAGGGUCACAAAGUGACGUUACAAUUUCCUCACCUCUUAUGAACUUGCCUCUGCCCCAGUUGUGGCAAGAAAGAGGAGGAGAUGUCAAUUGUACACUAGAGAGGAUGAUUAACAGUGUGUGGCAGACUGACUUUUUUGUUGACCCCUCACACACAGACCAGAUGCCGUUUAAGCGAAGCUCAAAGAUAUCUGUCUCCAUCUGAAGCCAGAUGUCACCAUGGAGCAGGUCUCUGAGAAGCUGUUGAGGUACAAAGGCUUCAAUUUUCAUGUUGGUCUCACAACAGCAGAGUACAUUGAUGGGCUGCAGGACUUUGAGAUACGGGACAGUGACAUAUACCUGGUGACGUAUCUGAAAUCAGGAACAAUCUGGACUCAGCAGAUCGUAAUCUCAAUCCACAAUUUCGAUGGUGAGAAAAAAGAAUAUGCCAACAACUCUGAAGAGAUGCCAUGGCUGGAGUACUUGGCAAAUUGGGAACCGUACUCCACGCGUCCAUCACCGAGGUUCUUCAGCUCUCACCUGACGCCAGCUCUCAUGCCACCAGGGCUGAAGGAGAAGAAGGCAAAGAUGAUUUACGUGAUGCGAAACCCAAAGGACGUUGUUGUAUCCUUUUACCACUUCCACAAAAUUUGCCCCAACCUGGAGUUUCCGCAGAACUUCGAUCAGUUCUUGGAGGACUUCUUAGAAGGAAAUGUGCUCGGUUCAUCCUGGUUUGACCACAUCAGAGCUUGGCAACAGGAGAAGGACAACUACAACAUCCUGAUGUUGAGCUACGAGGACAUGGUGUUGGAUCUGGAAGCAGCUGUGAGGAAGAUCUGCAAGUUUCUGGGGAGGAACCUGAGUGAUGCUCAGAUCCAACAGGUUGUCCAUAAGUCCACGUUUAAGAACAUGAAGGAAGAUGAACGAGCCAACUACAAGUUUGCUCCUAAAAAAAUAAUCACUGGUGACUUCAUGCGCAAAGGUAAAAUCGGUGACUGGAAGAACACUUUCACUGUGGCCCAGAGUGAGCGAGUCGAUCGUCUACUUCAGGAACGACUCAGUGACGUGCCACUGAAGAUCAUCUGGGAGUGAUGCACAGAUUAACCAUAAAUUCCAUAGUAGCAGAGUACUCCAGGGUUUCUGUGAAAUACAGUGAAAUGAACCAACUGAAAUGUUUUUUUUUUCUUUUCUAUGUUUUUUUGUAUCAAUAUACUGGCUGAAGGGGAUCACUCAAACACCAUGUCCACCAGUCUGAUGCUGCCAGUCGGAGGAGCCUGUCUACCCCAUCAGAUUGGGCAAAACUGAUGAGAGAAUGACUUUUUUUUUUUCCCUCAAUAAUUUCAGAAUUCAGAAAUAAUAAUAACAAUCCCUGCAACAAACUGAAGCUCCUGGGAUCCUUGUCAUACUCACUUCCUAUGCCUGUGGUAUGACCUUCAUUCUUCUUUUUGUCACUGUGUUUGAGAAAACCUGACCUGAGACCACAGCAUACUGAGACCAAGUCCAAGACCAUGACUUUGAGGCCUAGAGACUGAGUUGAGACUUCUGAAUUCAAUGGUGACGUGGCUUGAGAUAUUCAAGAGGAACAAAGUCUGUUUUUCUUUCUCUCUCCUGUACAUAUAAAAAUAUCUGAGACAGCUAGCAACACAACAAUGAGGAAGGAACAAUGUUGACUAUCUGGUCUGUCAGCUCUUUGCCAUUUGAAUUCUUUCGUUAUUGCAGUUCAACUUUUCAUGAGUCAUUGUGUGGCCUAAAAAACAAAUCACUCAGUUGUAUAUUUUUCAAUAUAUUUUUACCUUUUCAAAUACUGUAUAUGUAAAUUAACAUUUUCUGUUAUUCCAUUGUAUUUAACAUUUUUGUGUUUUUUUGUCUCAAUAUUCUUAACCUCUUUGUUAAAAAUAUCAUUAAAAAAUAUUUCUUACCUUGAGCUUCUUUUUUAUGCAUUUAAGUAAACCCCCGAAUUUGAUGACAAGUGUUUUUGCGGUGAAGCAGAAACUCCCAUAAAAACAAACACUUAAACAUCAUCCAUAAAUGGAUAAUGUUCCGAGAUGAUUCACAGCAUGAUUACAACUAACUUGCCGCAUUUCC